UCCAUUCUUGUAACAUUGUAAUUUAAAAAUUGUUGGCUCAACAAAUAGCUGUUGAAGCAAGAACUCAUUUUUGAUUUUUCUAGAAUCAAAAAGUCACUUUAAAAAUAAAAUUCUUGAAACAACUAUUUAAACAUUUUUAAGCAUUUUCAAAAAUGGAAAAUUGUUAGUCUAAGAAUAAAAAGUUUGUUUUAAAUAUUUUUUCAUGCAAAAUAUCCUAUUAAGAAUCAAAUUUUUGAGUCAACAAUUCGUUCUUCAGCUAACAAUUAUUAUUAAGAAUGAAAAAAGUUGGAAUAACAAUAAAAGUUGUUGGCACAAGAACUGCAUACUUGAAUCGUUUUUUGUGUAUUAUAAUUGCAACUGUUUAUUUAACAAUCAAUUUUUGCGAUUUAAGUAUAAAUUGUUAAUUUUCCAACAACUAGUUCUUGGCACAAGAAUUUGUUCUUGAAACAACAAUUAGUUCUUGGAACAACAAUUUAUUCUUAAACUCUUGCAAACGUAACUGUAAAAUUGUCUCGUAAAAGAAAUGCAAAAAGCAAUGAAAUCAUUGUCUUGUGAAAUGCGAUCGGUACAACAUUAAAUAAAUUAAAGGAAAUAAAUUAAACAAAUAAAAGUGCGAUCGGCGCGUGCAAGUGUUAUAAGUGGAAAACAAUUAAAUUAAAAAUUUAAAAUGGCCGAAGAAGAACAAGUAGUGAUAAAACAUAUCGAAGCUGAAAUCCUGGAACUUUUUUUAAGUUGGGGACUAUCCUGCGCUGGGAUAUCUGCACUAGAGGAGUGCCGCAUAGCUUCUUUUGAUGUUAUCAAGAUUCUUAAUGGGCAUGAUAUUGAAAAUGUGUUCCAAAAAAGAGAACUUAUGGCGGACAGAAUUAAAUUUAGGUACGGUCUAAAUAAAUGGAGGGAAGCUAAUCAUGUCGACGUAAUACCAUGCUGCCAGAGUGACAAAACACUUUCCAUGGUAUCACAAUGGCUUUCAUCGGAUGCAAUGCAUGCCAGCUCUUCAACGUCUUCUCAAAAUGUCUUCGAAUUUCGAGGAAAAACAAAUACAAAUAUCGAUUUUAAUAUUAAAGAAAUAUUGCAAAAAACUGUUGCUGGAGACGAUAUGAUUAAAGCAUACCAACAAACGCCAAACCUAUCUAGCACUGAUCAAACCAUCAUAUCUAGAUGCAUUGUCGACCAUUUUCAUCACAAUGGUCUAAAAAUGUGUCCAAAAACCAUGAAAAGUGUAGCUAAGGAAAUAGUAAAAUUAUUUCCAAAUGAAGACGAACGUACGUAUUACGUUCCGCGGGAAAAUGGAAAGCAGCCAUCGGGAAAAAUUUUUGACAGGUACUUUAACGUCGGAUACAAUCGGAAGAGAAAAGCUGACUUGUCAGUAACAGAAAAGAUAGCCAAAAGCACUACUGAUAUUGAAAAUGAUGCGAGUACUAUUUCCGAAGAAAAUGACAACAUGGAAGUCGAAGAGUUUUUAAAGAAAAAAGAAUUUCUGUUAUAUAACUCUCCUGAAAACGCAAAAUCUUUGUGGGAAGAAACAUCUAAAAUGAGAAUGAAGGAAGAAAAAUAUCCAAUUUCUUCAUUUUUAACUGCAUGGCCACGGUAUAAGGACACAAAUGCCGAACAGCUAAUUAAUGUUGACUUCAACACAUUACACCCGGGAAAAUCUAAUAAACUCUUCGAAAAGUUCUACGAGUUAAAAAAAAGGGCAAACAAGGUUUUUUUCCCAUCAUCAAUCAAGGAGAAACUCUUUCUUGAAAUGUAUAAGAAAAUGGUUUCGCCCGAGCUUUGUGCCGAUUCGAAAAACUUUUUCUUUUUUAAUUUGUUGCACACCAUCUUAAUUCCGCCAAGGAUUAGCAAAACUUGCAAACCAUCAAUUUCUGAUGCACAAAAAGAUAUGUUUGUUCACUUGGUAAGCUUAAAUAAUUUUAAACAUAAGGAGGAUGAGCUGCAACUCCAAGCUAUUUCGGAAAAACUUAAGUUGCAGCCAAAAAUUUUUGUCAUUGGGGAGUCUUUGGAAAGCUUGAAAGAAUUUUAUGUUUAUUUGGAAGGUAUACGCUAUAAAGUUUCAACGCUGCUCGAUGCUAUAGAUUUAGUUGUUAAGAUUUGUUUCGUUUUUAAUUUAGAUUAUACUCAAAAAAGCAAAUAUGUGUGGUUCUUUUUGCAAGAAUAUAUAUACGAAAUUGUCCCUGACGAAAAAAUUUCAAAAAUAAAAAACAUUAUUUCAAAAUUAGAAAAUGUCAACAUUGAAUAAAGAUAAUUAUAAAAACACACAUAUUUGCUUUAUCUGUAAGAAAACUUUUCAAAACUCAAAUAAAUUUCUCAUUCAUUUAAAAGAUGAUCAUAGGACUCCAACACACUAUGAAUUUUCUUGUAAAUAUAAUUCAUGUAACAAAUUCUUUCAAACUAUUUAUAAAUUUAAGCAUCAUAUUUUAAAACACGAUAACAAACCAGACAGUUGUAAUUUUGAAAUCAGUCCUAAAAGAGUAAAGACCAUAGCACCUACUAUUUCAACCAAUGAAAUUCAUCCGAAUACCCAACCACGUAAUGAUUCUGAAGAAUGUAAUGUUUUGCUACAAGCCCAAAGUUCUUCUUGUCAAAAACCACCUCAAAUUGAUCUUAAUAAAAUAAAAACUAACUUAACUAAAGCAGUAAUUUCCUUUGCACUCCAACUUCAUACAAAAGCCAAUGUAACCAGAAAAAGUAUUCCAGAAAUUCAAAAUGCUAUAGAAGGUGAUAUCCUAAAGCCGUUUGUAGAUACAUUAAGUGAAUUUAUGCCAUUUAUGGAGCCCGAACUUCAAUCUAUAUACCAAACCAUUCUUAACAUUGUAAAUAACCCGUUUGAGGACAUAGCAUCCGAAUACAAAUUUUUUCAAAAAAUUGAAUCUCUACAAAUUUUUAAACCACCCAAAUUGUUUACAAUAAGCAGACAGUUAGAUGAAGUUUUCGUACGAGGUGAGCCAACUUUAAAAGAAAACACUAUUGAAGGAUGUCUCAACGACAUACAUUUUCAAUUAAAAAAGUAUUUUGAGUCACCAUUAGUUUUAAGUAAAACCCUAAAGAACAUCGAAAAUAUUAAAACCCAAAACUUAUUGAAUCACUUUAUAAUGGGAAAUAUGUGGAAAACUAAAACUGACACAAUACGUGAUAAAAUAAUUUUUCCUUUGUUUUUAUAUUUCGAUUCAUUUCAAACAAAUGAUGCAAAUGGGCCUCAUAAUGACUCGAUUUGUGGAAUUUAUUUUACUGUCCCUGUUAUUCCUCAACACCAAUUAUCCCACUUAAGUAACAUUUUUGUGGCAGGAUUUGUUAAAUCAAAAGAUAUAAAUCACUUUGGAAACAGUGCUUCUUUGGCUAAGUUAGUUCAAACUCUUGAAGAUCUUGCUUUAAAUGGCAUUGAUUUGAAUAUCGAUGGGAAAACUUCUAAAGUAUAUUUUUAUCUAGGACAAAUACUUGGUGAUAAUCUUGGACUCAACGAAGUCUUAGGAUUUGUUCCAAGUUUCAAUGCUAGACACUAUUGUAGAAUUUGUACGAGGGACAAAAAAAAUUGUCAAAAUGAUUGUGUAGAAGUUAAAGAAAGUAUUCGAAAUUUAUCUGGUUACGUUCGUGAAUCAACUUUGGGAUUCAACCAACCGGAAUUUUCUUCUGUAAAAGAAAAUUCCAUAUGGAAUACUUUGACCCAUUUUCAUGUAGUUGAUAAUAAGGCAUGCGAUAUCAUGCACGAUAUUUUUCUGGGUGUUGCGAAAUACAACUUGUCAAAAAUCUUAAACUACUUAAUUUUUGAAAAAAAAUAUUUUUCUUUAGAAGCAUUCAAUUAUAGAAAGCAGAUGUUUCCCUAUGAUUCCCAUUUUAUUAAUAAUAUAAGUCGUCCAAUUGACGGAAACCAAAUUAAAAAUUGCAAUAUAAAAAUGAACGCAGCUGAAAUGAAAACAUUUUUACAUUUUGUUUUGCUCAUCAUUGGAGACUUAAUUCCAAAUACAGACACAGUUUACCAAUUUCUAAUAACUUUUAUAAAAAUAAUUGAUAUUGUAACUCUUCAAGACGAAUUCAAUUCAGCUGUUUUAACAAAACUUGAUAAUUUAAUUGAACAACACAACAAUUUCUAUGUUGAUUUUUUUAAAGAAAAAUUAAAGCCCAAAUUUCAUUUUAUGUUACACUACAGCACUGUUAUAAAAGAAAUUGGUCCUUUAAAAAAUGUUUGGUGCUUCAGAUUUGAAGCAAAACAUCAAUUUUUUAAGCAGUAUUGUCACGUUAUAAAUUCAAGAAAAAAUGUUCCAUACACUUUAUGCAUAAAAAGCUCGCUUCAAUUCUCACAUACGACUCUACAAAAUUUAUUUUUUCAGGACGAUUUUUCCAAAUUUUGCAACUGUUUGCCUAUUGAUUUAACGAAACUACCGUAUUACCUUAAUCUUUGCACACAUUUUUCUUUCGGUAGCCAAGUUGAAAGUUUGAUUUUCAAAGGAAACCUUUUUAAAAUUAAUUGCUUUGUGAAAUUUGAAAGUUCAGUAUUAAAAAUAUUAAACAUCUUUUUGGAUUCUGAAAAAAAUAUUUUUUUAAUAUGUCAAUUAUACAAAUGUUUGUAUCUAGAACAAUUUCAGGCAUAUAAAAUAGAGCAAAAUGUAAAUUGCUUUUAUAUGAAACAUAUUGUUAAUUUUUCGACGUGUGUAAAGAGUGUCACUUUAAAUAACUCGGAAGAAGUUGUCCGUUUUUAUUAAUACUAUAUUUUGAAUUAAAUUUAAUAUUUAUGUACAUUAUUUUUAAGUAUGGCUAAUAUAAAAAAAAAUAAAAUAUGAAAUUCGUUGCAUUCGAAAACUUUUAGCGUUUUUUCUUUUUUGUUGAAGAAAAAAAUCUCCAUUUACUGAAACCAACGGGUGUUUUAAAGGUAAGUUGAAUUUAAACCUACACAUUUUUAUAUAGAAAUCAACUUUAUUCUUAAAGUAAUUUGAUGAGCAAUUUUCAACACAACAAUUUCCGGAAAUCUCAUAUUUUUAGUAUUUAACCCAACAAUUUCAUUUUCAUUUUUUAUUGACAAUUUGUUCUUGGGUCAACAAUCUAUAGUUUUUAAAGUCUGACAUGUUUUGUUCUUGAUCUAACUAUUAAAUUGUCAAUUUUUAUUAACAAUACAUUUUUCUCGCAACAAUUUUCGCUCUUGAAAUUUUAAGUAUUUUAGUAUUUGGCCAUACAAUUUAAUUGUUGAGCUUUUUUAACGAUUCUUUCUUGAGGCAACAAUGUAAAUUUUUGAAGUUUUUACAUUUUUUAUUUUUAAAUCAAAAAUAAAAGUUCUUGUUGCACGUUCAACACUUGCAUUCUUAAGUUAAGAAUUUAUAGUACUUGGGUUCAUUUUAAAGUACGAAAAUUGUUGG
Molecule: messenger RNA, 5345 nt
Organism: Eupeodes corollae
Lineage: Eukaryota; Metazoa; Arthropoda; Insecta; Diptera; Syrphidae
Exons: 3
Coding region: 668-2239 (523 amino acids)
Source: RefSeq, a predicted model, not a curated record